AUGGGCUUAGAAGACUGGUUACCAUUGAACAAGCUAAAGAGAGCUGUGAAGAAAGUGAGAUUUCUAUUAAACUUGGAUGUUAAUCGAUGGAGGAUUGCUUCGAUUAUCGGUAGAACGAGCCAGCGGCGAUUGAGCUUCAACGAUCGGCCUGGUUUGCAGACGAUAAACAACGACGAAAUCGAUACAGAAGAAGUGAUUGGAAUUUCUCCAAGAAGGGCACUUCAAAGGACAAUGAGCUCUCCCUCUCCAAGGUCAUCUGAUGAAGAUAUUGAUAAGAACGCAGAUUUGUUUAUUGAGAAUUUCUAUAAUCGACUUCGGAUGCUGGAAAGGCAGGUUUCAUUGAAUCUAAGAUAUUGCAGAACAGAUAGCUUGGAAAGCAAUGGAUCGGAUUCGUAA
Telopea speciosissima is the source of this 396-nucleotide messenger RNA. RefSeq lists its product as uncharacterized. Lineage: Eukaryota; Viridiplantae; Streptophyta; Magnoliopsida; Proteales; Proteaceae. The transcript has a single exon. Bases 1 to 396 code for a protein of 131 amino acids. The record is from RefSeq and is a predicted model, not a curated record.